GACAUCAGAGCAGGGAAGAGUAUAAACACCAGCAGGACCUUCCUCAGAGACUGUGAAAACUGCAAACACACCAGAGAGACAGGGGAGUGAUGUGCUGAAGUGUCAAGGAGAAGAGCAGCAUGAGAAUCCACCUGGAGACACAGCUUCUCCUGUUCUCCCUUUUUUGCAUCUUCUCCAAGGUCUGUGCUCAGCUGUGCCGGAGACCAUGCUUCUGCCCCUGGAUCCCACCUCAUUGUCCUCCUGGGUCCCCUCUGGUUCUGGAUGGCUGUGGCUGUUGCAGGAUAUGUGCCCGGCGGCUGGGAGAGGCCUGUGACCUCGUUCACGUGUGUGAUCAGAGCCAAGGCCUCGUCUGUGAUUACAGUGCUGCCCACAUAGGGAGAGGAGGAACCUGCAACUUUGAGGAGGGAGACGACAGCUGUGAGGUGAAUGGGAGGGUCUAUCGAGAUGGGGAGGUGUUCCAGCCCAACUGCAAACUCCAGUGUCGCUGCACGGAUGGAAGUUUCACCUGCAUCCCUCUCUGCAAUGAGGAUGUCCGUCUGCCCACUCCCGACUGUCCCUACCCAAGGCGUGUGGAAGUCCCAGGGAAGUGCUGUCAGGAGUGGAUUUGUGAGACAUAUGACAGAUACCUCCUUCAAGAUGCAAUGGCAGGGCAUAUGGUGCCUGGGAUAGCAUCGGCAAAUUUCCCUAGGCACUGUGAAGAAUGGAGCACAGAGUGGAGUGCCUGCUCUGCCACCUGUGGCAUGGGAUUUGCGACGCGAGUGUCAAACCAGAAUCGAUACUGCAGACUUGAGACACAGAGACGUUUGUGCAUGCUCAGACCUUGUCAGGGUUUCCCAGGGACAGCCAGCAUGAGGGGAAGAGGAAGUCGUUUGUAGCCCCAUCUGCUCCAUUCAGGUUUUGGUAUCAAGGCUCCAUCCCAGCAGCCAGUCUGACACAAGCCCAUAUCGCUAUGAUUUCAGUACAGCUGGCUGUCAUAUCACCUAGGAAACUAGAGAAGAACUGACUGACUUCAGCUGCAAGGGAGGAGGAAGAAUUGUGAACAAGAUCCCUGUUGUGCCCAGAGUCUGUUCCCUUCCUUGUGCCCGCUACAGUUUCCCUAGGCAAUGUUAUUAAGGGAGAACCAGCCCCGGGUAUUGUAUACUGUACAGUGGCAACAUGCUUAUGACCAGCUUGUGCCCCACUAUUGUAACACGGCCCUUGGAAACAACACUUUGUGACUACUGUGACUGGCCAAAUUGUUCAUCAUCCCUGUGGUGGGAGAGUAAUCAUAAUGGCCUGGCAGCCAGGGGGCUGCUGUUUCUCAAAAUAGGUAGGUAAUAUUAUGCGGUUGUGCAGGUUUUGGGGGAGCCCUGGGUGAGAGGGGCCUCAUGGAGGUGUCAGUUCCACAGCUGAGCUAUUGCCGUGAUAAGUGAGGCAAAGAGUACACAGGAGCAUGAAUUCAAGACCCUGGGCUAGAUCCAUUGUCCCUUGAAGGCAGUGAGAAGUUUCCAGUUGAUUUCAGUGGGCUUGGAAUCACAGGCCACAAGUGCUGUAGGGUACAGUCUCUGGACAUGGAUUAUUUAAGGUUAGCAGGUCUCAGGCUCCCCUUCUGGGCUGGUGCAGCAGAGAAGAGUGAACCUGGCAAUAGCCUGGGCCCUGAGCUAGCUAUCGGCCCUUUGCCUUAGCAGCUGUGAAAAUGACUGUUACAGCCAUGAACCUCUUUUCCUUAAGCAUGGAUGUCUGGCAAGAGCAGGGGAUCAACACUGAACCUUUGCGUGGGGCCCCCAAAGAUAAAUCCUGUCCCUGGUCUCCUCUGUCUGUAUCAGGUUCCCAUACAGACUGCCCAGCUAUUGCUACUGGCCAUGACGAUAUCUAGCUUGGAUUAUGCCAGCCAUGAGCCCUGCAGUUUGGCAGCUGGUUCCAAGCUCUGCAGCAGUCUCCACCAUAGCACUGAUGCUUCAGGCCUUUGUGACUGGUACAGUAGGAUGUCUCCCUCCAUCUUGGGAUGAGCCUCUCUGCUGGGUAGUGGUGCAUAUACCACUACCUGCCCUUCAUGCAAGUGUGCACAUGCCAACUUUCCACAGAGCUUUGGCUUCUCAUUGCUCUGAGACAGGUGUAAGCCCAGCACCAAAAGCAGGAGAGUUGGAUGGAAGCAAUCAUUACCAUUGGGCAGAGUCUGGGUCACAAUGUGGUAAACUAGCACAGUCUCCCACAAAUGUGUGGGAACUCUUAUGCUAAAGCAUUCAUUAAAUGACAAAAGAAAACAAAAAAUAAGUUUGGCCAUCCAGAUCCCCACUCCAAAUGCCACCUGCAAAAAGGGGAAUGUUCCUUUCCAAGACAUGGGGAUGAUUUCAUGGUAUGUUUUUUAUUGGCCAGACAUUUAAAGGCCCAAUAAAGCUCAGACCAAAUUCCUGAGAUAUGUACCCAAUGGAAAUGAUGUGCAUAUAAGUAUGGGCUGCAUCAGAAAAUCUAGGCCUGGUAUUAAUGUUCCUUCUUUCACCUUCACAUAUGCAGCUGUGUUUUGGUUUAAUCUGAUAGCUAACACCAAGACACUGGGCACGUCUACACAGCCAGCUGCGCAGUUGUCACUGAGAGCAGUUGUUUAGUACGUUCUUUAGGUAAAACAAGUACUAAAAGACUGUGCAGUUACCACCAUUACUGUGCAGUCCUGGUGGUGCACAGGUCAUUUCUGACCCUACUCUGCAGAAGCACUGGCAUCACAGUUCAUGCCCGCUGAUGCUACAUCACUGUAGCCUGUUGCUACAGUGACAUAGUGUCUUGUGUAGAUGCACUGACUGUCCACAGCUUUAGAACAAACACUGUAGGAAUUCUGCACUGACCCUCAAGGAAAAGACUAGCUGGAAUAGACUUAAUGCCAUAGGUUUUCUCACAUUUGACUUGUCUGGGACUCUGGUUCACAGGCAAUCAGUUCUUUCUUCUAUAUUUAGCUACUGCCACAAAUAAGCAUAUGUGCAAAUUGUUCCUACAUAGGGAACCUCCUUCUGGCAGUUCUAAUUCACCACCCUUUCUCUGGACGUGGAUCCCUCCAAAAUUAACAAAAAGGCUCCUCUCCAACAUAAAGCAUUGUCUCAACUUCACCUAACUCCUUCUGCAACCAGUAGCUUGGCAAAUCCUUCAAGCAGGAAAACAAGGAACUUGCACACAGGAGACAACACUACUAUCAAAGCACAAAAACCUAGAGUCUGAGGCCAGACACAGGCAGCAAAACAUCAAAAAGCUGCACAGAUUGAAGGGGUUGGCGUCCAACACACAUGGGCAGCCCAAGAGGGAUUUUGCAGUUCUGGUUUUAUUUACUGACAGUGACAAGCCUUUAGGGUUAUUCAAAAAUGAAGUUUAAAUGCCCUCUAAUGGCCUCUAUUUAAAUUUGCAAUGACAAUGCAUGUCCUCAGCCCACAAAUUGAAGUGAACUACAGCUAGAAUGGAGCAAUGUUUUAGAGUAUAAGCUGGGCAAUAUCUGGCAAUUUUAGAUUUGUAUUAAUGAAUUUAAAAAUUAAAAACAAUGUGC
Molecule: messenger RNA, 3505 nt
Organism: Alligator sinensis (Chinese alligator)
Lineage: Eukaryota; Metazoa; Chordata; Crocodylia; Alligatoridae
Gene: CCN5
Product: WNT1 inducible signaling pathway protein 2
Exons: 5
Coding region: 120-875 (251 amino acids)
Biological process (GO): signal transduction; cell adhesion
Cellular component (GO): extracellular matrix; extracellular region
Molecular function (GO): heparin binding; integrin binding
Source: RefSeq, a predicted model, not a curated record